AUGUGUCCAGCCAGGAACAACAGCCAACCCUCUUUAGCCAUUCUGAGCAGCCGUUUCCACAUUUACCCCCAAACGUUAACCCCAACUGGGACCGGCCGCCAUUCUGGUCCAACUAACUCCAAUUCGCUCUCAUCCAUCUUCUGGAAAUCCUUCUCCAGCUUGCAUCUCCCACUUCAACGGUCUGUCACCUCCAUUAAUCUCGACAUCAUCAAGGAGGAUCAGAUAUACCUCCCAAGCACCCGGAUCAUGGAGCGCACCGACUACCCUGCUAUUCCCACAACCAUCUCCCACCACGCGUCGCUCAAUGCCCUCCGUGACCGACUGCAACGGGUCCAUGUCCUCAACACCGAAAUCGCCGACUGGCUUGCCGAGCGACGGAAAGUAGAAGAGGCCUAUGUUCAGGGUCUUCAGAAACUAUGCAAGCGUCCCAAUCCCAGCGAGGCUUCGGAGCUAGGUCUCUUCCAAGCACCAUGGCAGCGAAUCGUUAGUUCGACGAACACUCUGGCGCACUCCCACCAUGUCUACUGCCAGAAGCUGGAGCUGGAGGUCGAGCGCCCAAUCCGAGAGUUUUCUACAAGCAACAAGGAAUGGGCUAGUUUGAGAACAAUGGAAGGGAAUCUCAACGGCUUGGCUAAAUCCAUUGAUACCAACGAGGACAAGGUCGAGAAGCUUAAGAAGAAGGGCAAGCGGGCAGAGCCGUCCAAGGUUGCAGAAGCUACUGCAGGUUUGAAGGAAGCUUUGACGAACUGGGAGAGCCAGUCGCCGUUCAUUUUCGAGCAGUUUCAGGCUGUGGAUGAGGCACGGGUCACCCAGCUCAGAGAAUCCCUCACUCGGAUGCAAACAUUGGAACUCGACCAGAUGGAUCACCACAAGACCCUGAUGGAAGCUACGGUUCAAUCACUACUCGAUGUGAACACUAUUGACGAAAUCAAGGCGUUUGCUCACCGUGUGUGCGGUAACAAAUCUUCGGCAAGCAUCGGAAGCAGGCCGCCUAGUCAGCGGGCCCCUCCGGCUAUACAAACACCAUCUAUUGUAACAGACGACUCGAUUAGUGUUCAGUCAUCUGGUUCGGCGGAGAAAGCCAGCCAUGGUUUAGGUGGUGGUUUGCGAAGGCUAGGAACCGUUCUCAAGGGCCGCCGGAACAGUUCCAUAUUUCCGUACCAGAACCAAUCGCCCGUUGAACAUCGAACUUCCAACGAUCGCCUGGGCAGCUUCAGCAAGGCCCCUGGUUUCGGAUCCCAUUCGCCGAGUGCCUCCGCCCAUAAUCUCUCGGUUCCUGCUACUGCUGAGGUCAGUUCCACGACUCGCGAACAACCGGAACGACUGGACACAUCUGUUUCUCCGGUUAGUCCGAUUGCGCCGUCCCCAGCAUCCCCGGGUUCGGCUGAUGCGACAACGCCGACGCAAUCUUCAACCAACCAGCAAAUCACCAAAGAUGCUGAAGGGUACAGCGUUCCGCCGCCGCAAAAGAGUCUGGUCGAUGAAAUCCCAGACAUUGAGAUGCAUGAGCCCGAGCAAGCACCGACCUUCAAGCUCGAGAUCAGAAACGAUGUCAUUCCUGAAGAAGAGGCUGAGGCCGCAGAUGCUAUGACUAAAGUGGCGACUACUCUCCGAGCGCAACAAACCGUAUCUAAGCGUAAUCGCGGCCGUCGAGAUGUUAGAAACACUAUUUAUACGGGCGUACCAGAUGCGCCACCUGUUACUGCAAUCGCGACAGUUACCACGAAUACCCCCGCUGCCCCUCCUGCUGAAACUAACGGAACAGCCAAAUCGCCUGAAACCAUCGAAGCCAUUUCGCCUUCCUUGACAGGAAAUAGCGAGACAUCCCCGUCUGUCGCUCAAUCGACUCCAUCAUUUAGCCCUAUGGCGAUCGACACCACCAUUCCUACGACAUCAACACCGCUGGCGACACCCCUUACAGCAUCAACCCUAAAUCAUUCACUAGCUUCUCCUUUCACGCCCCUGAAAAUGGUCAGACAGUCCACAUUAGCGUCUGACGCUGGAUCGGACACCCAAUCUAUAACGUCAGGGCUGUCCGCUGCCUCUCAAGGAGCCCAAGCAAUCAUCAAGCAUCCCUCCUUACAUGAGCCUGGACUUUCUGCGUCGUUGAUUGAGCAUGUUAGUGCUCACUUCGAAGCAGGGCAAACGUCCAAGGUCACCGUUAUUGGAGAAAUCGCUCUGGCCUAUAACCCUACCGAAGGCGCGCCUGUGCAGACGAACGAGUCGAUGAGAUUUGACCAAUAUGGAAUGAUGGAUAAAAUAUCAUUAAAUCAGUCGCAUAUCACUCCUGGCUCAAAGCCUGGGGAGUAUUCGGUAUCGCUGGUGAACCUUAGGGGGACAGCGGUUUCAUUCCGAUACCAAUUGAGGAUGGACGAGGCUUCGAUGCAAUCUUGUCCACCGAUAAUCUUUACCCCGGCUUGGAAGAUGGAAACCCAUCAAGCAUCACUGAUCCUCAAUUACAAGCCUAACCCAUUAUUCAACCAAAAACUUUCAGAUAGCCCGUUCUCGUCGCCAACUCUACGAAACUUGGUGAUUGUGACAGGAAUUGAGGGCGCCCAGGCGACCUCGUGCCAGUCCAAGCCGGCGGCUACAUUCUUCAAGGAUAGAUCGAGGAUAGCGUGGAGAAUUCCCGAGGUAAAACUUGCGGACGAGGCCGGCGGAAAGCUGAUAGCCCGGAUUUAUACGGAAGGCCUGGCGAAGCCUACCCCCGUUGAAGUCCGGUGGGAAAUAUUUGGAAGUGACGACAUCAGGAAUGCGGGCAGCGGGGUUGGAAUUGAAGUAUUCAAAGCGCCCACUGAAGCCGAAAAGGAUCCGUUCGCAGACGACAUGGAAGAUAAUGCUGAGCCGAAAGGCGAAUGGAAGGAAGUGCACAUCGUCAGGAAACUUGUGAGCGGCAAAUAUGUCGCCGCCUAG
Molecule: messenger RNA, 2913 nt
Organism: Orbilia oligospora ATCC 24927
Lineage: Eukaryota; Fungi; Ascomycota; Orbiliomycetes; Orbiliales; Orbiliaceae
Exons: 8
Coding region: 1-2913 (970 amino acids)
Biological process (GO): septin cytoskeleton organization
Cellular component (GO): cell division site; plasma membrane; cytoplasm
Source: RefSeq, a predicted model, not a curated record